This is a messenger RNA of Prosopis cineraria, 848 nucleotides long. RefSeq lists its product as uncharacterized. The record is from RefSeq and is a predicted model, not a curated record. NCBI's taxonomy places the organism in Eukaryota, Viridiplantae, Streptophyta, Magnoliopsida, Fabales, Fabaceae. The coding region runs from base 38 to 637 and encodes 199 amino acids. The transcript is spliced from 5 exons.
AGAAAAAAAUCUGGGUCUUUCGUAGUUUUCCCAUAAGAUGAACUCCGCAAUCCGCACAUGCCAAAGCCCUCUGCCUGUGGCUCCAGGGCGUCUCUCCUCUGCAAGCAGAGUUCACAUAAGCUUAAGCCACGGCUCUCUCAGUGUUUCCCUGAGUUCCAAGGGAAGCCACUUGGUUUCACGUCCAUCAUAUGUGAAGUGUACGGUCGAGGUCGAGAGAUUCUCAGAGGGGUCCAGGAUGAAAGAGGAGAACGGGAAGAACAAUAUAGUGAGAGGAGCGGGAAGAGCUUCUCUAGUGCUGGCUUGUGUUCUUGGGGCCUUCACUCUCAGUGGUAAGAUGAACACCAAGCCCAAUUUAGCCUAUGCUGCUUCGACGCAACAUCGAAGCCAAGGUCCUGUGCUUAGCCUGACGAGCAAUUUCAACACAGAGGAACCUGAAAGAAGUGAUAUUGAAAACCUCAAGCUGUUUGCAAUGUCUCUAUCACAGAACGGGCGCAAAGAUGCAGCGGAGUCAAUAAUGAGGUGUGAAUGUAAUAAGUGGAAGGGCACGUCCAGUUCAAACCAACUCAAAGUCGCGCUCAUUGAAUUGCUCUUGUAUCAGGGGAAAUACCAAGAAGCGAAAAAACCAUUCAGGACCUAAUGAAGGAUAUGGCCGAUCUGCCGCCGGAAAAAGUUUAUUUUCUCAAGGCUAUUGCAGAAUCUGCAACUGACAAAGCAAAGGCAGCACAAUCCUGGGAAGAAUACCACCGCAAAACUUCGGAGGAGACUUUACCGUACAGUGCACCUAUGGUAGAGAAAGGAAAGGACCAGCAGCAGAGGUCAUGGCCCUCUCUAACCUUUUAAUUUUUUUU